AUGGGCCUCAGCCCUUCUAACCAAGCCUCAGCCUCUUCGACCAGCCCAGCGAGCGCAACAUCGCAGAGCACCUCGCCCGCGCCUGUCAACACCCCUACAAAUAGCAUAACCCGCACUCCCCCCUCUCUACCCACCCCCGUAGCCGGUGCACCACCAAUAGCACCCCAUCGCAAAUCCACCGCCAUGACGCAUACGCACGACCCCUCUACAGCUACCUCUGCAUCGCGGCGACCCAGCUCCACGCCCUCCACGAGCAGCACCACCUCUUCAGCAUGCGAGGCCUGUCUCACAGAUCGCCCCUACGUGGCUUCCAUCCGCUCUCCCUCACACGUCCUCCUUGCCCUCAAACUCCUCCUCUCGGACCCAUCCCGUCGCUCUGACCUCUUCACCAACUGGGUUCACGUCCCCCUCGGCAUCACCUCCCUCCUCGUCCUCACCUGGCUCAUCAAACAAGCCAUGGACCGCGCACCUUUCCGCUUCCCCUCCCCCGUACUUGCCAUGCUCCUGCUCUUCUUCUCCCUACUCCUGCUCGAUUUUCUCUCGACCAAACGGGUCCGUGGAGGGGAGAGCGGGCUGAAGGGGCUCUUGAGGGUGUUGGAAGCACCAUGUGACUUCUGUUUGCGGUACAUGAGCGUCAUGUUCACCCCGAGUUUCAUCCUCAUUCCUGCGCGGGAGAUCAUUGGUGGUCGGGAGAUCGGGUUGCUGACUGGGUGGUUUGCCGCUAGUCAACUGGCGGGGAUGGUCUUUCCUGUGCUGCUACAUCGCGGCAUGAGAUGGGGCUUGGAUACUGCCCGUUCGAGGCUACACCAGCGCAAGCAGGCCAAGCUGGAGCAGGAGCGCAAGGUGGAGGAGCAACGCAGAGCAUCCGUGGCGACGCUCGUCGCUGUCAUGUCCAACAUCAAUGCCGUUCCCACCGCGAGCCCUACCAAAGAAGUACACCCCAGCGCGCUGAAUAGCAUCGCUACGGGUCUCUCUGGCAUGACGGCGAUCGCCACUGCUCCCCUACAACUCAACGUCCCCCGUGUCCACCCUCGCAAGCCACUUCAGCUCAAAAUUCAGACCGACGCACAACGUCACCUCGACCACGUGGCGCUCGAAACGGCACGUCAGCAAGGUGACCCUUUUGCGCUGGCCCACACUCCUGUUCGGGAACACUACCCGCACUCGCCCAGCAUGCCGCACACGCAUCGGUUGAAGCAUUCCACCUCUGGCUACUUUCCGCGUGGACGACGGGUGGAUCAGCUGCAAGGGAACUCGAGGAGCGCCACGCUGUCGCCUACGCGUGUUCGGGCGAGACCGAGCAGCGGCAACGAUACAAAAGGUGCCAAGGGCAGGCUGGUCCGACCGGGAAGUGCGCUGCGCAACGAGUCGGCACGACGACCGCAGAGCGCGACAGAUGCACGGGCGGCGGGGAGAUUCGUGGUGGCGGGUGAGACAACACCCGCGUUUGACGAAUACAUUUUCCAGGCGAGACAGGAGGUGGCUGCUCGACGCGGGUCUGCGGUAGAGGUGGAUCCCAAGACGACGGACGAAAAGGCGUUGGCAGACAUCGAAAGUGGGCCGGCGACGUUGGUCAUGCCCACCCGAGCCGCGAGUCCCGUUCUGGUCUCCGAGAAGGCCGCGCUCGACGACGGUCGACCGAGCAAGUCGAGCGAGGUGACGGUCAACGACCUUGAAUCGCACCCCACUUCUACCGGCAUCACUUCCGCCGAAACAGCGAAGGACGACACCGUUGUACAGAUCACCAGUCCCAUCGACCCUUCCUCGUCGGACACGGAACCGGAAACAGACGCUAUCGACCGCCUAAUCACCCACAUCUGGGCAUCCCUCCCGUGGCUCGUGACCCUCGUCACCCUCAUCGUCGGCCUCCCCGUCUUCUACCUGCUCCACAUCUCCCUCCCGCUCUUUCUGGCGAUCAACAUCCUCACCUUCCUCUUCUCGAUCUCGAUCGUCCCGCCCCGCAUUCGGCGAUUUGCGCAUCCAAUCCUCACCACCUCCCUGCUCACCGUGUUUAUCCUGUGGGGGCUUGGAGCAGCACGCGGAUGGUCCUUGCGUCAGACGCUGUUGUCCUACUCCGUCGACGCCAAGUACACCGUCCUGUGGAGUCUUUCGGGUUACACUGGGCCGGUGAUCGGUGCGGGCGAUGUGUUGUUCAGCACCCUCGACGCGGGAAUCGUCUCGCUCGCCAUCCCGAUGUAUCGGUACCGCGCCGACCUCCGACGCCACUUUGCGUCCAUGUUCGUCAUCCUCACCCCCUGCGCCAUGCUCAGCCUCUUCCUCUGGCCCACCGUCGCAGCGGCCAUCGGCAUUGCUCCCGAACGCGCGCUGGCCUUUGCAAGUCGAUUCAUGUCCACUCCUCUUGCCAUAGAGUUGAGCCUCACCAUUGGCGCCGACGAGAGCAUCACCGUCGUGCUGGUGGUGAUUACGGGGAUCUUGAUCAGUAUUGUUAAGGAUCCCUUUUUCCGACUGCUCCGACUUGACCCAACCCAAGACGGCGACGAUUCCGACUCUGACAACGACGUCACAUCCGACAACGCCGACAAAGCAAGCAGUUCGACCAGCAAGAGCAGGCGGACAAACGAGGACUACCUCACCAUAGGCAUCGCCAUGGGCAGCACCGCCGGCGCCAUCGGCGCCAGCAGCCUCAUCAGCAAACCGCGCUGCAUGGCCGUCGCCAGUCUGAGUUUCGUGCUGUUCGGCGGAAUUCUGUUGGUGCUCGCCGCCAUUCCGCAGAUUGUUGAGGUGGUACGGAUGCUCGCUGGCGCUCCGGCGGCGUUCGUUGCCCAAGUAUAG
Messenger RNA from Kalmanozyma brasiliensis GHG001, 2793 nucleotides. RefSeq names its product CidB/LrgB family. The transcript has a single exon. Bases 1 to 2793 code for a protein of 930 amino acids. Lineage: Eukaryota; Fungi; Basidiomycota; Ustilaginomycetes; Ustilaginales. The record is from RefSeq and is a predicted model, not a curated record.